AAGGAGCGUACUAGCUGCACAUCUGAUAGUCACAGGUAAAAACGAAGGCAAGAGCCAUGGACAGUGGUGAGGAUGCAGCUCAAAGGCCUUUGACUCUGGAUCUAGAUAGAUUUGAGAUCGAAGAACCUGUGGUUCAUCCACUAGAUGCUUCCAUAAUGAGCAACCAGCCCAUCACCACCAAUCCUAUCUUUCAAGAGGAGAGCAUUGACCUGGACGCAGAAGCGUUCGGUUCUCCUCAGGAUGACAGUGCUGCUUCAGGAAGCAUCAUGGAUAAACUCAACGACCAGAUGAUGGAGAGUGUCAUGAUUUCGGACUCGCCCAACAGUGAAGACGACGAUGUCCCAAUCGACUCCUUGUUGGAGCAAGCAGGUGACAAGGUGUCCCUUGAUUCCAAAGAUCUCGAAGAGGAGAAAGAGAAGGAGGCGAAAGAGGAGAACGAACGAGGAACUGAACAUGAUGCUGGUGUUGAAUCUGAAUCUGUACUUGAACUGGAAAAAGACCAAGCCAUAGAGCAGGAUGUUGAUGAUAAAUCGGUUACGGCCACUCGGCCUGCUCCGCUCAGUCCUAGACCUCAGGAAACCGAGUUUGAAGUCACCAAACCUAAAGACCAAUCCAUCCCAGUGUGCACCAUAUUCAGCCAAGGCCCGCAGACCAAAGCUCAAUCUCUGGUACCUGACGGCUUUCAGCCCACUAUGGUCAAAUCGCCAAGCUUUAGCACUAAUCCCAACGAAACACCCAAUAAGUUUGCACCCAUGGUGUCUCAACCCAGCCCCAGCUUGAGUAAAUUCUUUUCGGACAACGGCGCGGUCAACCCAGCGUCAGACUUUUUCGAUUCCUUCACGACGUCCUCGUCAUUCAUUUCGGUCAGUAAUCCGAACGCGGAGUCACCUAAAGCUUCACCCACAGUAGAGCGCCAACAUUCCCCAGGCUCUAGCGGUAUUCCUUCAGCACUGCAUCAAAAUGUCAGUCCUUGCUUGAGUCACGCUACUCAAGAGAGCAUUUUAAAGCCUGUUACAAGCCCAGCGGCACCUGCACUGACCAUUAAUAAGCUACAGGAAGUCUUCUCUGGGAGUGAUGAUCCAUUCGCGAGCGCUCUGAGUAUGAGUGAAGCGGAUCGGCGCUACGAUGCGUGGCUGCCUUCUGAGCAAACCAGGAAAAUCCUCAUCUCUGUGGCUACUCAGCAGGUCAACCCGGCGGAUGUAGAAAGGGAUCGGCUGUCUAUGCCCGGACUCAAGUUUGACAACCUGCAAGGUGAUGCAGUGAAAGAUCUGAUGCAGCGUUUCCUGGGAGACCAAGCAGCAAUGAAGAGGCAGGUCCUAACAGCAAACUCGGUGGAACAAAACUUUCUGGGUCUCAAGCAGUUGAUUAGCACAAAGAACUGGAGGGCUGCUGUGGACUUGACAGGCAGACUGUUGACGGCCCACGGCCAAGGCUACGGCAAGAGCGGCCAAGCCAGCAAUCACACCACUGACUCGCUGCAGUUGUGGUUUGUACGUCUGGCUCUUCUGGUUAAGCUCAACAUGUUCCAGAAUGCAGAACUGGAAUUUGAGCCCUUUGGUUAUCUGGACCAGCCAGACCUGUACUAUGAGUACUAUCCUACAGUCUACCCAGCCAGACGAGGUUCGAUGGUGCCGUUCUCCAUGCGUGUGCUGCACGCUGAGCUACCACAGUACAUAAACAAGCCCCAGGAGUCUCUGGACCGCCUACACAGCAUGAAAAGCAUCUGUCAGAAAAUCCUGUCUAACCUGGAGGAGAGCCUGGCUGAGGAUGGGAGCAUGAUGACUCUCACCCAGGAAAACAGACAAGCCUCUAUUCAGCUGUGGAGGUCACGUCUGUGCCGGGUGAUGUACUCCAUGGCAAACUGUCUGCUAAUGAUGAAGGACUAUGUGCUGGCAGUUAUGACAUACCAGUCCAUCAUCCAGUUUGAACCACACCAGAAAGUGCAGCUACUGAGCGGAAUAGGACGCAUCUUCCUUCAGAUCGGAGACAUCAAAACUGCUGAAAAAUAUUUUCAGGAAGUAGAGAAAGCAUGUCAGGACAAGGAAAAAGAGUCAGCCCAGGACACUGCUGUUUUAAUGAACAGGGCGUUUGUGUACCUCAGCCAGAAUAAUUAUGCAGAGGCUCACACGUGUUUCUCCAGCAUCUUGAAAACUGAUCCCAAGAAUCCUGUGGCCAACAACAAUGCAGCGGUAUGCCUGCUAUAUCUAGGCCGCCUAAAGGAGUCCCUGGGUCAGCUGGAAAGCCUGGUGCAACAGGAUCCUGCGCUUUACCUGCACGAAAGCGUGCUCUUUAACCUCACCACCAUGUACGAGCUGGAGUCGUCACGAAGCACUCAGAAGAAACAGGCCCUGCUGGAGGCCGUGGCCUGGCGCGAGGGCGACAGCUUCAAUACACAGUGCCUCAAACUGGUAUGAGGUGUCCAGCAACCAGGCCUGACACUACACAACCAACCAGGAGGGCAUUACAUUUCUGACUUCAUUAAAGUCCAGCUACAAUUUGUGACAUGCUUUAACUAGAUCAAACUGGACAUACCGAUGCUCUACUGUAUUUAUAUUAGAGGUGAAAUGUUAGUGUGUGUGACCAAACCAAAGCUGACCUGAUAUGAUAUGGGUGUGCACACUAAAUUAUGUGAUGAUAGAAGGAUUCAUGGCUUUUUAACCAAUGGUUUUGUCUUUUACAGUCCAGGGAGAAUGUAAAUACAUGUGAAAAUAAAAUGACAAUGUUAAUAGUAGAUAAAGGUAAAGAAGCAGACUGGAAUAAAACAUUAUCAAUCACAAGUUA
Molecule: messenger RNA, 2781 nt
Organism: Trichomycterus rosablanca
Lineage: Eukaryota; Metazoa; Chordata; Actinopteri; Siluriformes; Trichomycteridae
Gene: trappc12
Product: trafficking protein particle complex subunit 12
Exons: 12
Coding region: 57-2414 (785 amino acids)
Cellular component (GO): Golgi apparatus; TRAPP complex
Molecular function (GO): protein binding
Source: RefSeq, a predicted model, not a curated record